Molecule: messenger RNA, 330 nt
Organism: Micromonas pusilla CCMP1545
Lineage: Eukaryota; Viridiplantae; Chlorophyta; Mamiellophyceae; Mamiellales; Mamiellaceae
Exons: 2
Coding region: 1-330 (109 amino acids)
Biological process (GO): cytoplasmic translation; ribosomal large subunit biogenesis
Cellular component (GO): cytosolic large ribosomal subunit; ribosome
Molecular function (GO): structural constituent of ribosome
Source: RefSeq, a predicted model, not a curated record
AUGCCGAAGGGCGAAUCUUGCCGCCUCUACGUGCGCGGUAUCAUCCUCGGGUACAAGCGCGCGAGGACGAACCAGACGAACCACACGAGCCUCAUCAAGCUCGAAAACGUCAACACGUCCCCGGACGCGUCGUUUUACCUCGGCAAGAAGCUGUGCUACGUGUACAAGGCGAAGACGAAGAAGAAGGGGACGACGUACCGGACGUCGUGGGGUAAGGUGACCAGGGCGCACGGCACGUCUGGCGUCGUCCGCGCGAAGUUCAAGAAGAACCUCCCGCCGUCGUCCAUGGGCGGGAAGAUUCGCUGCAUGCUCUACCCGUCCUCCAUCUAA